Coffea arabica (coffee) is the source of this 1116-nucleotide messenger RNA. The record is from RefSeq and is a predicted model, not a curated record. Lineage: Eukaryota; Viridiplantae; Streptophyta; Magnoliopsida; Gentianales; Rubiaceae.
AUGGUUAGAAUCAGAGGAGGAUCUACUAGUGCCGGACGGUCCUUUAGGCUUAGAGAUGAGGACAUUGAGAUUGAGAAACCACCUCCUGUGGCACCUAAGAAGAAGAUUGUGACCCGUGGUGGUAAAGCGAAGCAAACUGCCCAAAGAAAAUUGGUUACUCCAACUGCUGAAUCAUCUGAUGAGCAGUUGGAAGGGCAGAACUCUGAAGGGAACAAUGUUGGUGGAAAUGAGGAACCAGAGCAGGCUACCCAGGGUGAUGAAACUGUCACGAGGUCAUCUGGUAAAAGAAAGAGAACUGCAAAGAGGAAGAGCACUCCCCAAUCCAAGAAAAAUCAAUCUGCUGAUCCCUCUGUUAAUCAGCAGAAUGAACGAAACAUUGCUGAGAAUCAGCAAACACCUGAACCCUCCACCAGGAAAUCUCCAAGGACAAGGUCUGAGGCUCAGAAUGUUGGGGCAUCUGCCACACAAACCUCGAAAGGGAAACGUUCUGGGAAAGAUCCAUUUCUGCUCAAAAUUAGCACUGACAGUCGUAGGAAGCUCUCUUAUGGCAGAUUUCUGACUCCUAUCUUUACACAUUUUGAAAUACCUUUUUCUGGAAAAUCUCCCAAAGACAGUGCUUCAUCAGUUUUCUCAAAAGCUUAUUUUGAAAGAAAGAACUUAAGAUUUUCUGAUGGCCAUUGGUGCUAUAAGGAGACUGUGGCUGAAUCCAGAAGGAAAAACUUUCAUGAAACCCCUGUCACUCCUAGGACUCCUCGUGAUCAGUCAGACUAUGUCUCUCACUUCACCAUUCAUCCUAGAAAGUCUGCUAAUGGUCUCAUGAUGACCAUGACCCCUGCCCCACAAUCCUCCUUCAUUGAAAAAAGAAAUCUUCUUGUCCCUCCCAUACCUGAAAACAAUGCAAAUGUUCACGGGAAAGAGCCAAGACCUGAGCCCACAGGGACAGCUACUGGUACUGAGACUACACCAGCUUCCAGUUCUCAGCCCAAGGAUAAAGGCAAGGCUCCAGCAACUGAGGAAGCAUAUGAAGACGAUGAUGAAGAAACUGAGGAAGAAGAGGACCCUGAACAGUGUCGUCUGGCCAGGAGGAGGCCUGGAUCAUCCAAAAUCACCAUCUAG